GGCUAACCGGAAGUACUUAGAAAGCAGGGUGGAAGUAGGGAGUUGCACGUGGUCUUCUCGUAGCUUGUACCGAUCGCAAUGGGGCGUUCGGGCAAGCUGCGAUCUGGCUCUGCCAGUAAACUCAAGCGUUGGCGCAAGGGCCAUAGCAGCGACAGUAAUCCGGAGGGGCGACGUUACCGCUUGGCUGCUCGUGGUCGUUUGCUCGCUCCCCGAUCAGAAAACAGUAACCUGACUGUGGAUGCUUUGAAACUGCACAAUGACCUACAGUCACCAGGACCGCUGUCUGCCUUAUGGGAUGAGGAAGGAACCCAGGCCUGCAUGGAAGAGGAUGAUAAUGCUGAAGCUGCUAAGACCCACAGAUCUUCAGCCACCUUCCUGAGUGGCCUGACCGAUUGCACCAACCUCACCUUCAGCAGAGUGCAACGACUCUGGGAGUCCAACUCUGCUGCCCAUAAAGAGAUAUGUGCUGUCUUGGCUGCUGUCACGGAGGUGAUCCGGGCACAGGGUGGCGCAGAGAGUGAAACAGAGUAUUUUGGUGCAUUGAUGACUACUCUGGAAGCUGUGGAAUCUCCGGAGUCCCUAGCUGCUGUUGCAUACCUGCUGAAUCUGGUGUUGAAGAGAGUGCCAGGCCCUGUGCUGAUCAAGAAAUUCUCAGAUACGUCCAAGGCCUUUAUGGGCAUCCUAGGUUCCCAAGCCUGCGGGGAGUCCACUUUGGCCCUGCGCUGGGUGCUCUCCUGCCUAGCUACACUGCUGCAAAGACAGAACCUGGUCGCCUGGAAUUACCCUGUGACAAUGCAAGUUUUCCAUGGCCUUCUCAGCUUUACUGUUCACAUCAAGCCCAAGGUCCGCAGGGCUGCUCAGCAUGGUAUUUGCUCCAUCCUGAGAGGUAGUGAAUUCCUGUUUGGAGAUGGGGCCUCCUUGCAUCACCCAGCUGCAUCUUCUACUGCCAAGUUCUGCGUGCAAGAGAUUGAGAAAGCUGGAGGUGCUAAAGAGGCCACAACUACUCUACAUGUGCUAACUCUGCUGCGUGACUUGCUGCCCUGCCUGUCUGCCCCAUCUGUGAAAUCUUGCUGUGAGACCCUCCUUCGGGUUAUGACUCUCAGCCAUGUGCUAGUGACAGCAUGUGCUAUGAAAGCCUUUCAUAGUCUCUUCGUUGCCCAGCCACCCUCAUCCUGCCUGCCAGCUGAACUCAAUGCCCAGAUUAUCACAGCCCUGUAUGACUAUGUGCCCAAUGAGAGUGACCUGCAGCCUCUGUUAGCCUGGCUGUCUGUUAUGGAGCGGGCACAUGUCAAUCUGGCAAAGCUGCAGUGGGAUCUGUGCUGGGCUCACCUUUCCCGCCUCUUCAAUGCGGCAAUGAACUGCUUCCUUUCUCCUCAUAUCCAAGUGGUCUCUGCUGCGGCCCAGGCCCUAAAGAUCUUGCUCAAUGAGAGUGUGGCCCCUCACAUGGCAGAACUAGGGCUGGUUUCCUCUACCACUCCCACUGGACCAGCUGCCCAUGUCUGCAAGAUGUUCAGGGCAGUGGAAGAGGGCUUGACGUACCGGUUUCAUGCAGCAUGGGCCUCCGUGUUGCAGGUUUUGAGAACUUUCUUUGAAGCAUGUGGGCAGCAGUGUCAUCUCAUCAUGCGUAAGUGCCUACAGUCCUUAGCUGACCUGCGUGACUCCCCACACUUUCCCCACACUGUGCUGCUUGACCAGGCUCUAGGGGCUGCAGUGGCUGCUAUGGGCCCUGAGGUUGUUCUACAGGCUGUACCUCUAGAUAUUGAUGGCACAGAAGAGACAAUGGAUUUCCCACGUAGUUGGCUUCUUCCUGUGCUCCGAGAUCACAUCCGAGAUGCACCCCUUGCCUUCUUCUCAAGCUACUUCCUGCCACUGACUGCCACUCUAAAAAACAGAGCCACAGAGUUUGCCCAAGUAGGACGGGACUUAGAAGCCAAAAUCUACGAUACGCUGCAGUGGCAGAUCUGGACCCUUCUGCCUAGUUUCUGUAGCCACCCCACAGAUGUGGUAUCCUCAUUUAAAGGAUUAGCACGCACUCUGGGCAUGGCCAUCAGUGACCGCUCUGAUCUGCGGCUUGUAGUGUGUCAAGCUCUGCGCAGGCUAAUUAAUAAGGGCUGCCAGACAGAAGCUGAGCGUGCUGAAGUUGGGCGUUUUGCAAAGAAUUUUCUACCCAUCCUAUUCAAUGCAUAUAGCCAGGAGGGUGGUGCCAGUGAGAGUCCUGUACAUCGACGCUCUGUGUUGGACACUGUCCGAGCCUACUUGACAAUCACUGAGUCACAGAUGGUGCAUGCUUUCCUGGAGAAAGCUAGUGAGAAACUGACCAGCCCUGAUAGUUCAGAGUUUACUAGGCUCUCCAUGUUGGAUCUUGUUGUAGCCAUGGCACCCUAUGCCAAUGAGCCAUCUUUGCAUGUUCUCUAUGGCACCAUCCAGUCCUCCUUGCAGAACAAGGACCACAGGAUACAGAAGAAGGCAUAUCGGGUGCUGGAGGAGGUAUGCGCAUCUGACCAGCCUGCAUGUCAAAACUUUGUUCAAAGUCAUCUGGAGGAGCUGCAGAGUGCCCUACUAGGCUCAUUGCCAAGGGCCACUUCACCUGCCAAGAGGCCUCGUUUGAAGUGCCUCUUCCAUGUUGUCAGGCAGCUCACAGUGGAGCAUGAGGAUUUUGUUACUGCCCUGGUGCCAGAGGUAAUACUUUGCACCAAGGAAGUGUCUGUGGGUGCCCGCAAGAAUGCUUACAACUUACUUGUAGAGAUUGGUCAUGCUUUCCUGGGCUUUGGCCCUACUCCAAAUGAUGGAAUGCAACGUUAUCUCCUCCUGGUCUAUGCGGGCUUGACUGGCUCUGUCACCAUGAUCAGCUGCACUGUGCUUGCUCUUGCACGUCUACUCUUUGAGUUCAAAGAACACGUUGGUCCAGAUGCCCUGGAGCAGCUCAUGCAGCAUGUCUGCCUCAUAGUAGGCUCACGGACACGGGAUGUCGUCAAGUCAGCUUUGGGCUUCCUCAAGGUUGCACUGUUGCUCCUGGAGCCAACAUUGUUGAGUCGGCACUUGGAGACCAUGUUGGAAGCCAUAGGAGGAUUGACAGAUGACAUGAGACGUCAUUUCCGCAUGAAGCUGCGAAACCUUCUCUCCAAACUGAUCCGCAAAUUUGGUUUUGAGCCUUUGCAGGCUUUGCUCCCUGAGUCGUAUCGCAAGGUGCUGCUGAAUAUCCGCAAGGCUGAGGCAAGGAACCGCAAGCGGCAAGCUUUGAAACGGGCCGCAGCCACUUCUGUAGAAGAGGAGGAGGAACAUCAGUACAACCCAAUGGGGAGAGGUAUGUACAUGGAGGAGGUCCUCGCAGACUCAGACUCUGACUUCGAAGGUGAUGUCAAGCAGCACAAAGGAAAAGAGACCAGGAAAGUGCUACGGCAAGGAGACCAGGCCUGGCUUAAGGAAGGAGAAGACGAUGAACCCCUCAACUUCUUGGACUCUAAUGUGGCACAGAGGGUUCUGGCUACCAAGCCAGGCUCUGGUCAGACUGGUAAAGUCAGCCAUGACUUCAAGGUAUCUGCUGAUGGUCGUCUCAUUAUAUGUGAAGAGGAGGAAGAGGAAGAGGAAGAAGAGGCUAAAGGAGUGGAUGAAGAGAUGGCAGAUCUAAUGCAGGAAGUUGGGAUCCAAAGCAAAAAGGCUCAGAAGCGCAGAUUCCGGGAAGAAGCAGAUGAUGAGGAAUUGGGCACUGAUGCAAAACCACAGUAUAAAGCUGGAGGUGCUGGAAUCCAUCGACCUGUUGGCAAGAAUGCAGCACCUGGGCUAGAAUACAAGGCAAAGAAAGGCAAAGGUGACAUCAAAAAGAAGGGCCGCCUGGAUCCUUACGCCUACAUUCCACUGAACAGAGCCAAACUUAACAGGAGGAAAAAGGCCAAACUUCAGGGACAAUAUAAAGGCCUCAUGAAGGGAGCCCAGCGUGGUGCCCAGGCAGGCAAGAAGCAUCGUAAGAAGCAGCCCCAUUUCUGAAGGAGACAGGUCUCGUCCAAACUCCUCUGGGGUGCAGUUCCUGUCAAGGCAACUUAACUCUGUGGGGUCUGGUUGUUGCCACCACUCAACUGGAGCUGCUGUUUGGAAGUGAAAUGAGAUCAGUAGUUCCACGCAGUGGCAGUGUACACUUUUCUCAGCCAAAAGGAGAUGUACAUUCUAGCUCAGGCUCCCUUCUGCUAUUUAUGGAGGUAUGAAGUAGGGCUCUUCUCACCAGAUGCUGCUGCUGUUUUUGCACAGCUAUGUGUGCUUUUACCAGCCUUGAACUUUGUGCAAGAGAAGUAUAGUUGCCACCUCUAAUGAACCUCUGAGCAAUACGUGUUAACAGAAGCCAGAAUUUCUUAAAGCUUUCCGCUUCUGACUGUAUUACUUCUCUUCCUGAUUUUCACAAACACCCAUCAUAGAAUGAAUCUUGAAAUGCAGAGAAAAAUUGGAUUUUCUAGAAAUGUUGACCAGCUGCCCAAAGGUCGUCUAUGUCAUUGGUUCUGGCACUCUUCAAGACAAAGGAAGAAAACAGAUGGGGAGAGCAGCUUUUACCAGACCAGCUUAGAUUGAAGAAAGGGUAGUUCUGAACCAAACCCUAUAUGCCCAUUUUAGAGGUUUUCUUGCUACUCUUGAGUUCUAAAACCAUAAACUGUGUUUGAUUAAAACCUGAGCUUCUCAAGGCUGUUUUUGCUGUUAUGGUCAAAACCCAGCUUCCACAAACCAAGUUUAUGACUUUUAGUAAUCUUUAUUGCUUUCUUUUGUGAUUUGCUUUAUAUAUAAAUAAGGAAAUUUAGUUUUAAAGAUCUAAAGGAAAACCUUUAAACAGCAGUAAAUAGUAACUUGCUGUAUAGUAUAAUAUAUUUAAAUGAAACAACAUUUAAGUGAGUUAUUACACAGGCCAUAAAUGUUUCUGUGGCAGCGGUUUAUCUAGUAAUCUUUUGAAUUCUCAUGUCUCGAAAUGAAAGAAUUCAUUUGCUUUUACCUUUAGGGUUAAAAAGCUUUAUUAAAAAGGACACCAUCUACCAAGUGUGGAUAGAAUUUAUCCAGUUUUUAAAAACUGCUAGAAAAGCUUUGAAAGCUUAGAGCACAAGAUUAUCUUAUAUAUAAUGCAACUACUGCUGUGACUAAUAAGCAUUUUGGUUGUAGAUAUUAAACCGUGUGAAAUGAGUGAGGAGAGCAAUUCUAUAUACCAGUUAAGGUGUGGGGGUAGAGAAUAUGGUGGUACUACUAUACUGGGAGAAUAGCUGCUAUAUUUUUUGCUCAGCCUGGCAGCACGUGAGUAGCUGCACAACAAAUUCCGAAAGUGGCAUAAAGAACAGACACUCACCAUAGUCAGAGAGUGUGCCAGUGGCAACACAUGCAUGGGGACAGAGCCAAUGAAUCCAGUGAUAGGGAUACCCCCCACUGCAUCACAUGAGAAAUCAUGACAUAGUUCCUUAAUCGGGCAUCAACAACCCGACCCCUGCUACUCUUCACACAGGUGUGUAAGUCCCCCAUGCUGCUUGUACACACUGUUUAUUUUUUAUUAUAGUUAUUUAUUUAUUACAUUUAUACCUCACCUUUCUUUUCAUGACAGAAACCCAAGGCAGCUUACAUAUGGUGCCCAGACAGUCUCCCAUCCAGGUGCUGACCAGACCUGACCCUGCUUAGCUUCAGCAGGGAGCUGGCCUUAUGUGCCUUCAGAGCAUAGCCUGGGACUAUUUACAAAGUACCAUUAAAGCACCAAACAUCCUUUGCUUCCUUCGUUGACUCUAGAUGCCAUUGUCAUCUUCCAUCUCCUGAUCUAUAAGCUGCUAUACCUUUCUUGACAUCUGCAUCAUGGUAACAUCAUCUUAGACAGAGAAGCUUGGAUUGACCACAAGUACUCUGGUGUGGUAGAUAUUAGGACAAAUACCCUUCCAGAAAUGACAGAAGAUAACAUUUUGAAAAGGAAGGAGCAAGACUAAUCCUAAAAGCUAUUAUACUACAAAGCUGAAAUGGCUUACUCUGGAAUAGUUUCAGUGGCACUAUUCCAGAAGUAAGCGCAUCAAUUUCCUUUACACAAUUUUAAUUCCAAUAUUUGGAUAAAGUUGGUCCUGCAAUUAGCCCUGUCUAGUAGCAAGAUAUUUAUUGUACCACUUAUCAGAGUUAUGUCAUAUGCAAACACAUUCAACAAUAUACAAGUCUAAAAUAAAAUUUCCACUCCACUUUGCAGACAUUUGAAAUCAAAUCAAUUUGGCUAUUUUUGUUAUUUUUUUCAAAUAUACUGAUGGGGAGUUAGAAAGAUCCUGAAAAAAAUCAUCCUGUCCAUCCCAUUUCCACUAAGGCAAGAGGCAGUCAAUAGGUUUGCACUGCAAUGAGUUUGAAAACAUACUGAUCUUUAGAGGGGAGGACUGUAUAUUGUUGGUAGAAUACAAGCAUGCAAAAGGUUCCAGGUUCAAUCCUUGGCACCUCCAGAUAGAGCUAGGAAAGACUCGUGCCUGAAAUGCACGAGAGUUGCUGCCAGUCAGUGUUGAUAAUACUGAAUUAAAUAGACUAUGGUGGUAUAAGGCAGCUUCCUAGGUUUUUAAAAUCAAGCCAAGAGAAAGACCACAGCCUUCCUUGAGAACUUUUUCUCCAUUGCUAAACUCAUCUAUAACAAAUUAUGUUCCUACCAUGCUGCUUAAAUUAGUAAGCUACAAUGCAAUACUGAUUUCAGUGUGCUUUAGUCACUCCUUUCAAUAGGCUUAAGCAAAGUAAACUCUGUGAUGCAUUGUGUCUGUUGUGUCUGGCCAACUGCAUAACUACCGAUUAUUUUCUUUUUGAUAACUUCACACAUACUUGUAAGCUGCUGUUUUGCUUACACCAGAUAAUUUUCUAAGGGUACACAGUCUUGCCGACUUUCAAAAUAAACAGUAACUUUCAUCAUCUUCCCCUGAGCUGUAUCCAACUUGGUAGCAUUUUUUGUGAAGUGCUGUGAUGAAUGCAGAGCAUCACAGUUUGCCAGACAAUAAACUGCUGUGAAAAGGAAAACAGAAAACAAUUCUUUUUAUUUGUGUAUCCCAAUAUAACAUGGGGGGAGGGGUUGAAAGUGGGAAAAAAAACUAUCCUUAGUCUUAUUUGCCAUGUGCUUUCUAGUUCUUCAUGCUUUUAUUUAUUUAUUAAAUUAAUAUCCCGCCCUUCCAGAAGGAGCCCAGGGCAGCAAACAAAGCACUAACAACACUCUAAAACAUCUUAAAAACAGACUUUAAAAUAUAUUAAAACAAAACAUCUUUAAAAACAUUUUUAAAAAAGCAGUUCCAACACAGGCGCAGACUGGAAUAAGCUCUCUACUUAAAAGGCUUGUUGAAAGAUGAAAGUCUUCAGUAGGUGCCACAUACAUAAAGAGAUUGUGCCUGUCUAACAUUUAAGGGGAGAGGAUUCCAGAGGGUAGGUGCCACAACACUAAAGGUCCACUUCCCAUGUUGUGCGAAUGGACCUCCGAUAAGAUGGUAUCUGUAGAAAGCCCUCACCUGCAGAACGUAGUGAUCGACUGGGUAUAUAAGGGGUAAAACAAUCAGGUAUCUUUUGCAAUGUCCCUAGCAUAGCCUCAUCCGCAUCUACAUUCACAGCUGGAGUACCAAUAUUCUGGUGCUCUACAACUGGCUGAAUACGUACCUCUUGCUGCCACUCUGGUAUAUUACCAGUGUUGUCCUACUCUCCUCUUAUGCAUCUCUUCAGCUUCUUUCAGAAAUGCCUGUAUUUCACCCAUUUCUACCUUCAGCAGGUGCCCAAAAUCAAGAGAUCAGUAUGGUUUUUUUUCACUGAGGGAGGAAAGCAGAUGUUUCAGAGACUUUACCUAUGAACCUAUGAGACGAGGCUGAUAAAUAUUAAAUGAGUGUGAGCUAGCUUGUAAAUGGUCAGGCACGGCUAUAUAAUUGCAAACUCAGCAAUUAUCACCUGAUGUGUAUUGGUGCUUGUAGUCACCCUGUUCUGGGAUGUGUGGAAAAGUGUUGGGGGUGUAUACUGCAUCAGAGACUAGCAGCAAUCCCAUGUCGCAAAUCCAAGAGUUUAGGAUUAUUGACAGCCCUUCUCCAGUUACACCAAGCAUGCUAAAGCCAACACAGCAUUGCUGCCUCUGUAUUUUUUCAAUAGGCUGUUUGCCAUUUAACAGAGAACAAGCAUAAACUUUACAAGCCAAACUAUCUGCCUGUGUUUUAGACUGGAGAGGCUUGAGCAAUUUUUUUUGAGUCUGACUACAGCAAGGGUGGUGAACCUUCAGCUUGCGUGCCAGUCUUGGCCAACCAGGGGUUCAGUUUGGCCUGCAAGGCUGUUUCCCUAAAACCACAUCCACCUGCCUAUCAGCUGAUGUGCAUGGCAGAAUGGUUCAGUUCCAUGCUGGCAGUUCUGGCUAUCUUGUCCUCAAUAAAGAGCAGUCCUUCCCCUGAAGCACUCUCCCACCCAUCUGCACCAGAUCGGAUCCAGGAGCAGAACUGGUGACAAUGUUCAGAUCAGGAGGACAGGGAACCUCCUGCCACACAAUUUUUUUCCUCAGCCCAGCUGCCUUAAUGACAAAAUCAUCACAGAAAGGGGCUUGAUGGAGGUAUUCUCCCUCACCAACAUCAGUGACAGUUCUGGCUGUCUUGCCCUCCUUAGAAGCACUCUUCACCCAGAUCAGAUUCAGGAACAGAGGUGGUGGCAAUGUCUAGGCUGCAAGAUCUUGCUUCAGACAGCUGAGACAAAGAGUUGGGUACGAAUAAAGACCUACAGCAGAGGGAGGCAGUGUGAAACCCUGGAGAGUUGCUUGCCAGUCAGUGUAGACCAGAGGGUUCCCACAUUGUGGUUUACCACCAGUGGUCUGUGAGCUUCACCAAGGGGUCCAUGGCAUGUCUGGAUUAAAUAUUAAUAAUUGAUUUUAAUGUAUUUUUAUUGUUUCUUUUAUUAUAUGUAUUUUAGUGUAUUACAAUUACAAUUCCACAGAAUUCAAAUUGUAAUACUAUAAAAUACAAGACAGGAAAUAAACGAAGCAAUAAAAACACAACUAAAAAUCAUACCACAUCUAGCACAGCACAUUUCAAUUGCUACAACAGGCAGGUAGAAAAGUCAUUAAGUGGUCUGCCAAGUCCCUCAGCAAGUUUCAAGUGGUCUGUGGGGUAAAAGUUUGGGAACCACCACUGUAGGCAAUACUGAGUUAGAUAGAAUAAGGAUCUGGGUUCAGCAAUUUGAAAGUCUUCAUGAAGAUCUCUUUCAGCAGCUAUCAUGGCUGGAGUAACAAGUGCCAUUGACUUUUCUCUAGCUUUGAAUAGCCAGAGUGUACUGCUCAUCAGUCACUGAGAGCUUCUUAUGACGCUGACAUCCAUAAUUCAAAGUAUUACAAAAUAAAUGGCAUAUUUAUUAAAAAAAACAGUUACACCUUUCAUUUCCAGGCUGUCCUUGUUUGUCUAUACUUGUAACCCUUCUUACUGGCUUUAUAGCUAUUUCACCUUGAUAGGUGUGAUGUCCCUGUAUAUAUAUUACUGUAAAUAUGGUACGUGCGGGUUUAUUAGAGUGUAUAUGGUAAGUGGACUGAGUGAGAGGGGGGAGUACAUGGGCUGGAAUGCUGGAGAAUGUUGUAUUAUGAUUGGCUGAGCGUUUGAGUGUCUGAAGGUAUAAAUGAGAAGAUGACAGUUGGUUGAAGGUUUUGUUGGUGGGAGUUCUGAGGGAGGCUGUUGGUUGGUUUUGUGGGUUGGAUUGGAUUAGGCUGGUAGUGAGGCAGGUUAUUGACGACUAGUAACAUAAAGAGUAACGCAUCUGAUGAAACCAUACGCUUG
Messenger RNA from Rhineura floridana, 9734 nucleotides. RefSeq names its product ribosomal RNA processing 12 homolog (gene RRP12). The record is from RefSeq and is a predicted model, not a curated record. NCBI's taxonomy places the organism in Eukaryota, Metazoa, Chordata, Lepidosauria, Squamata, Rhineuridae.